Messenger RNA from Marmota flaviventris (yellow-bellied marmot), 1419 nucleotides. It is a transcript of the gene Ccdc34, whose product is annotated as coiled-coil domain containing 34. The record is from RefSeq and is a predicted model, not a curated record. NCBI's taxonomy places the organism in Eukaryota, Metazoa, Chordata, Mammalia, Rodentia, Sciuridae.
AACUUGGCGGGCCAGAUGCGGGCUGUGGGGCGGUGGAGUGUUGCUUCUUCCCCUCCCGGCAUCCUGUUCUCCGUGGACUGCAGUUCCGAGUCUCAGCCCUCCGUGGCCUCCUUCUCCGUCCUCAUGACGGGUCCCAGGGGGCAGAGGCUGGGGGCGGUGGCGACGUCUAUCUGUUCGUCGCCGCCGCCUCAGAGCUGCAGCAAUUCCACCAUGUCACUGUUGUCUCCCCUCGGCCACCAGAGCUUCUCGUUUGACGAUGAACAUGGUGACGGAGAGGAUGAGGAAGAUGUGGACGAAGAUGCCCAUGACGUAGAGGCCGAGGUGUUGAGCCUGAGAGGAACGGAGUUACCGGGGCGCGCCAGCAGUAAAGUUGAAUCAGAAGAUAACCAAGAAGAACAGAAACAGGUGCACUUAGGAGAAAGCAGCCUGACACCAUGGGAGGUGUGGUUUGUUGGCAAAGAAAAAGAAGAACGUGACCGGCUGCAACAGAAAGCUCUAGAGGAAUUAAAUCAACAACUAGAAAAAAGAAAAAAAAUGGAAGAACGUGAAAAAAGAAAGAUAAUUGCUGAAGAAAAGCACAAGGAAUGGGUUCAGAAAAAGAAUGAACAGAAAAGGAAAGAAAGAGAACAAAAAAUGAAUAAGGAAAUGGAGGAGAAAGCAGCAAAAGAACUAGAGAAAGAACAUUUGCAAGAAAAAGCAAAAGAAAAAUAUCAAGAAUGGUUAAAGAAAAAAAUUGCUGAAGAAUGUGAGAAGAAGAAGAAAGAAAAGGAAAAAGAAAAACAACGGCAAGCCGAAUUACAAGAGAAAAAGGAAAUAGCAGAUAAAAAGUUUAAGGAAUGGUUGGAAAAUGCAAAAAGUAAACCUCGUCCAGCUGUAAAGAGCUAUGGUUAUGCCAAUGGAAAACUUACAGGUUUUUACAGUGGAACUUCCUAUCCAGAACCAGCCUUUUGUAAUCCAAUUCCAUGGAAACCAAUUCAUAUGCCACCUCCCAAAGAAGCUAAGGAACUAUCAGGAAAGAAGAAUAAAAGACCUGUGAUAAGUCAGCCACACAGGUCAUCUCUGGUAAUUCAUAAAGCCAGAAGCAAUCUUUGCCUUGGAACUCUGUGCAAAAUGGAAAGAUAGUAUAUGUGGAAAAUACUAUGCUUUUUACCCGAAGCUAUUUAAUUUUGAAAUCAAAAAGAUUUUUUACCUCUCAAUCAGCAAAUUAGUACUUGAUGUGAUUAUUGACAUACUAAUUUUUGUAUUUUAUAUGGAGUCUGAAGGAUUAAUUGAGAAAGGUAUUUUUUAUGUUUUGGUUUUUCUUUUAAGAUUGAUCUUGGCAUAUUGUUUUGCAUGAUAAAUCUAACAAUUGUGCUUAUGUUUAGCUUGUAUUAAAACCACACUGUAAUACCCAUAAAACCAAAAAUUUUUCCUGUAUUA